Molecule: messenger RNA, 718 nt
Organism: Paramecium tetraurelia
Lineage: Eukaryota; Ciliophora; Oligohymenophorea; Peniculida; Parameciidae
Exons: 3
Biological process (GO): DNA-templated transcription
Cellular component (GO): RNA polymerase II, core complex; RNA polymerase III complex; RNA polymerase I complex
Molecular function (GO): DNA-directed RNA polymerase activity; DNA binding
Source: RefSeq, a predicted model, not a curated record
AUGAUUGAGGAAGAGUACAGACCUGAAGACAAGGCUUCCUUCAAAAAGAAAUACAAAAUAUUUUAGACUCUUGCUUCAAUGAUUAGAUAAAGAGGGUAUUUUGAAUCUACUCCUGCUAAACUUGUAGAGGAUGAGACUUUCGAAAUAUUUGAGUCGAAAUAUCGCGAUAAUUUACCAGAAAAAAUCGUAUGCUUCAAAAGAGAUGAUGAGUCUGAUAAAUUACUUAUCAUCUUUUACACUAAAUAAGCACCUCUCACUCAUGAAGAAGCAAAAAAAACCAUUUAAGAUUUCUCCAACAGGUAAGUUAAGAGACUCAUCAUGAUAUUUCCAACUGACCCUUUUGCAACAAAACCACAGGUCGUGGAUAAAAAGGCAAGAUUGUUUAUCGAUCAAGUUAAUUCCAUUUAAACUUACUCAUUUGAGUUGUUUGGAGAAGACGAUUUAGUCUAUGAUGUUACCAAGCAUGAAUUAGUGCCUCAACAUAUUAUCUUGAAUGACAGAGAAAAAGAAUUAUUAUUAAAAAAAUACGGGUUAGUAGAUAAUCAAUUGCCAAGGAUUCUACAAAGCGACCCCAUUGCCAGGUUUUUGGGACUCCAUCAUGGUGAUGUAGUAAAGAUCAUAAGAAAAAGUGAAACAGCAGGAUUAUAUGUUACCUACAGAAUAGCCAUAUGAUUUGAAAUAUAAAUUAGCUAAUGUUAAAUACCAUUUAAGUGUCAAA